Messenger RNA from Giardia duodenalis, 1098 nucleotides. RefSeq lists its product as uncharacterized. The record is from RefSeq and is a predicted model, not a curated record. The coding region runs from base 1 to 1098 and encodes 365 amino acids. The transcript has a single exon. NCBI's taxonomy places the organism in Eukaryota, Fornicata, Diplomonadida, Hexamitidae.
AUGUCAACAGCUAUCUCCUCUGGGAAGCCUUACAAAUUCCACGUCAAGCUGUGCGUUUUAGACUAUCACAAGCAGACCGCAACUCCCGUAUUCAGUGGGCAGAUAGAGUUUUCACGCCUAGAGGAAUUUAUGGCAGCCAUAGAGGAGCAUGUUCUUGCGAACAAUGUAGUAGAGUUUAAACCAAACCACCUGUAUUAUAAACUGAGCAAGACCACGUUUGAUCCCUUUGACAGCAAAAACAUAUCCUUUGUACAACGUAACAACGGUAAGUUAAUAUCCCUCAACUACUAUCGCAACGGGCCCGUGUCCCAGCAGGAGGUCGAUAAGCGCACGCCCCCGCGCACCGUACGGCGCUCUACGUACCAUUCAGAGGAAAAUGAGCAAAGGAUACAAGCUCUCUCUCAGCUCCUCAGCACCAAAUUUUCGGAUGUCAUACUGGAGCGUAGUAUCUGGAACAUCAUCGCGGCAGACAUGCUCGUCAAAAAUAUAAACCCCGACACCCUUGACGCUCUUCCAGACGACUACUACACCUUUCAAGAGGCCCAGUCAAUGAUCAGGACGACUCCAGCGUACAUGGACGAGGGUCUUAGCACGUCAGUUAGUGACUACAGCUUCAUGCAAGCACACACAAAUUUACCGAGUAAUUGCAUCCAGACCAUUCCACCGCACGACUCUGUAUCUCAGCCAAUGCCCUAUCACGCCGCUUCCAAGACGAUACAAAGCAUGCAAUCCGUGGAGCCUGGCCGGAAGCUUCUUUGUAUGGAUUUGGUCUUCAAGAACGUUGUCAUGGAUGCGGUCCAGGAGAUCACAGACGCGGUCCAGAAAAUACAGGAAAAGUACAUGUCGAGCACAUACGCAUGCAGCACCAAUAACACCAUCGGUAUAGGAAGCGGAAGACAGACAGACGACGAGGAGGAUGAUGAUGACGACCGCGUGGGGCGCGCCGUAGGGGAAGGUCCCGAGGGAGAUAUCGACUUACUCACUCAUCGCGGGCAUGAUCGGGGUGCCAGAAGAAAUGAGCCCGACGACGGCCCUUCAAUUAGAGGUGUUUCUAGUGGUCCUCUUUCUAUGCUCGGCAUCGGUCCAAAGGUCAACUAG